AUGAGGAACUUCUUCGAAACUGCAAGAAUCUGUAUGGCGGAGAACCGCUUCAGCUGCUUUGUAGAGUGUGCCCUCAACGCCACCGGAACGCUGGUGAAUGGUGUGCUCGAUCAGGCAAAGAUAUUGCACGUCAUCUUGACGGCUACACAGAACGAUCCAGCCGUACUGCAGUUGUUCCAAGGAAACGUGCUGCAGUGUGUGCAGCAAGUGACGGCUAAUGGCAUUGAGCAGGUUCCGGCGCCAGGGUGCAACAAGCUGGGCGUAGAUUUUGUGGGAUGUAUCAACAUUAGAAACUUUUUGAACUGUCCACCACACGUUUGGAGUAACAGUGCGCAGUGCAACAGCUUACGGGCGUUCAUUCUACAGUGUCCGCAACCAUUCUAG
Anopheles moucheti is the source of this 384-nucleotide messenger RNA. RefSeq lists its product as uncharacterized. The coding region runs from base 1 to 384 and encodes 127 amino acids. Lineage: Eukaryota; Metazoa; Arthropoda; Insecta; Diptera; Culicidae. The record is from RefSeq and is a predicted model, not a curated record. The transcript has 3 exons.